Molecule: messenger RNA, 1437 nt
Organism: Kluyveromyces marxianus DMKU3-1042
Lineage: Eukaryota; Fungi; Ascomycota; Saccharomycetes; Saccharomycetales; Saccharomycetaceae
Product: UNC93-like protein
Exons: 1
Coding region: 1-1437 (478 amino acids)
Biological process (GO): transmembrane transport
Molecular function (GO): transmembrane transporter activity
Source: RefSeq, a predicted model, not a curated record
AUGCUGGAUAAGAAUAGCAAUCUAUACAGAGUAUACAGAAGUACAUUGACCCAAGCUUUUAUAAUUGGCUUUCUGUCUUUCACCCAACCUGGAGUAUGGUCAGCUAUUUCCGGAUUAGGGGCUGGGGGAUUGCAAACGGUGAAGACAGCCAAUACUUCAUCGGCAAUUUUGUUUGCUGUGAUGUUUGUGUUCUCACCUAUCUUCGGUAUUUUAAUUAAUAAGAUUGGUGUUAGACCAGUUAUCUCAAUAGGUACUAUAGGCUAUGUCUUUUGGUCGGCUGGGUUGUAUAAGAAUUCCAAAGAUGGUUCACAGGCUUUAGUCCUUGCUGGGGCUGCUAUUUGUGGUGUAUCUGCUGCUGCAUUUUGGACCGGCGAAGCUAGUGUUGCUAUCCUCUACCCUGAGCAAAAUCAACGAGGAUUAUUCAUAGGCAUUUGGCAAGUGAUUAAUAAGAUUGGUGGCCUUAUUGCUGGUGCUGUAACGCUUUCAUUAAAUAUAAAAGGUAAUAAAAGUGGUUCUGUUGGUUUGAAUACCUACGUUGGGUUGAUGGUAAUUCAAUGCUUAGGUUUCCCUGUCUCUUUUUUGUUGUCUCCACCGGAAAAGGUGAUCAGAAAAAAUGGCACCGUUCUUAAACCAUCGAUCACUAAUAAGACAGUAAAGGAAGAAAUUAAAAAUCUUUUCAGAGUUCUUCGCAGAAAGGAGAUUAUAGGCCUUACACCGAUCUUCCUUUCUGUUGUAUGGUUUAAUACAUGGCAAUCUAAUUAUAUCACCCACCAUUUCACCGUGAGAGUUCGGGCAUUGAAUUCAUUACUUACCGCCUUGAUUCCAGGUAUGACUGACGUUGUAGCAGGAUUACUUCUGGAUACCAAAUUUUUCAGACGGUCUUUGAAAGUCAAAAUUUCAUGGAUAGUUACAGUAUCUUUGAUGACAGCAUUUUUCAUAUAUUCAAUAAUAAUACAACAUCAGUUUGACACUAACCCUGAAGAAGGUAUCGAUUGGACUGGCAAUGCUAGGUUUUCCAGAUCUUUUAUUCCCUUCCAGCUUUUCAAAAUAUCGGGAGAAUUGUUUUUCAAUUGGAUUUAUUGGGUAGUUGGAACUUACCAGUUCUCCUCAGAAGAGAUUCCCCAUGUUUCGGCAAUCAUAAGAUCAUUUGAAUCAUUAGGUCAGACGUUUGCUUUCGUUGUAGGGACAACCAAUGAUAAUGAUAUGACCAAUUUGGCUGUUUCUGCAGGGGCAUUUUUUUUGUCUGUAGUGCCAGCAACUUAUGUCGCAUUUUUGGCCACAGAUGAUGAUAUUCAGAGCUUUGCUGUAGAUCCAGUGAAAUCAAUCACUGAAUCUGAUGAAGAUUCAGCCACUGGACCAGAGAUCACACCCAUUCAAACAAAAGAUAAAGCGUUACUAGUUGAGACAGUUCGUCCUUUGAAGGAUGAUUCGGAUUGA